Erigeron canadensis is the source of this 2284-nucleotide messenger RNA. RefSeq names its product alpha-dioxygenase 1-like. Gene Ontology annotation, biological process: response to oxidative stress. The record is from RefSeq and is a predicted model, not a curated record. Gene Ontology annotation, molecular function: oxidoreductase activity, acting on single donors with incorporation of molecular oxygen, incorporation of two atoms of oxygen; peroxidase activity; heme binding. Lineage: Eukaryota; Viridiplantae; Streptophyta; Magnoliopsida; Asterales; Asteraceae. The coding region runs from base 36 to 2108 and encodes 690 amino acids. The transcript is spliced from 11 exons.
AUUCAAUCUUUCUCAUUUUAGAGUAAAAACCAAACAUGUUUCCAUUUAUAUCUUCCGCAUUAACUCUUCUUCUUUCACCCAUCAAACUUUUCAUCCAUGAAGACUUCCAUCACGUCUUUCACAGGAUGCCGCUCACUGACAAGUUCCUUUUCAUGAUUAUUCAUGGUGCUGACAAGUUAGGAAUCCAUUGGUAUCGUUUGCCCGUUUUCUUGGGGCUGAUAUACCUAGCCAUACGGAGGUAUCUUCAUGAUGAGUACAAUUUGCUUAACGUUGGGAAAACUCCGGUAGGUGUUCGGUUCAAUCCUGGCGACUUUCCGUUCAGGACAGCUGAUGGGAAGUUCAAUGACCCUUUCAAUGAAGGCGCCGGAAGUGAAGGGACUUUCUUUGGCCGAAACAUGCCUCCAGUUGAUCAGAAUGAUAAUAAGGGGAAACGAGGGAGUACUGGAAAAGGAAGGUGGCUGACAUCACUGUUGUUUAAAGGUGGAAGCUGCCGAUGUUGGGGAUUUAAUGGCUCCAAGAACCAGCCGUCAUCAACGUCGGGGAAUUAUCCACGGCAAGAACUGCUACUAAAACCAGAUCCGAUGGUGGUGGCGACAAAGCUUCUAACACGCAGACAACUUAUAGACACCGGAAAACAAUUUAACAUGAUUGCUGCAUCAUGGAUUCAGUUCAUGAUUCAUGAUUGGAUUGAUCAUCUUGAGGAAACACAACAGAUUGAGCUGACGGCCCCUGAAGAAGUAGCGAGUCAAUGCCCUCUCAAAACAUUCAAGUUUUACAAGACCAAAGAAGUUGACACUGGUUUUCAUAAUAUCAAGAAAGGUCACCUUAACAUCAGAACUCCUUGGUGGGACGGAAGUGCAAUAUACGGAAGUAACUCAACUAAACUUAACCAAUUGAGAACAUUUAAAGACGGAAAGCUCAAGAUUGGUGAAGACGGCCUUCUCCAACAUGAUGAUGAUGGGGUUCCAUUAUCAGGGGAUGUUCGUAAUGGUUGGAUUGGCCUAUCAACCUUGCAAGCCCUUUUUAUCCUUGAGCACAAUGCCAUUUGUGACAUGUUGAAGGAAGAAUACCAUGAUUUGGAAGAUGAAGAUCUAUAUCGUCAUGCAAGACUAGUAACUUCUGCUAUCAUUGCCAAAAUCCACACUAUCGAUUGGACAGUCGAGCUUCUUAAAACAGACACACUUCAUCUAGCAAUGAGAGCUAAUUGGUAUGGUAUACUGGGGAAAAGUUUCAAGGACACAUUUGGGCAUGUUGGAGGACCCAUUCUUGGAGGUCUUGUAGGAUUAAAGAAAUCCAAUAACCAUGGGGUACCCUACUCGCUAACCGAAGAGUUUGUGAGUGUUUAUAGAAUGCAUUCUCUAUUGCCUGAUCAGCUAUUUAUUAGAGAUGUCAAUUCUGCUUCAGGCCCUAACAAAUCUCCCAAGUUGACAAAAAAGGUUGACAUGAUAGAUUUGAUUGGGAGGGGAGGAGAAAAUGAAUUAUCAAAAAUUGGAUUUACAACACAAAUGGUAUCAAUGGGACAUCAAGCAAGUGGAGCACUUGAAUUGUGGAAUUAUCCGGCAUGGCUUAGGGAUAUUGUGCCUCAAAAUGUAGAUGGUACAGAUCGUCAAGAUCAUGUCGACUUAGCCUCACUAGAGAUUUAUAGGGAUAGAGAACGGAAUGUAGCAAGAUACAACGAAUUUCGUAGAUCACUUUUCUUGAUCCCGAUCUCAAAAUGGGAGGAUCUAACAGAUGAUCAAGAAGCUAUUGACAUGUUGCGUGAAGUGUAUGACAACGACGUGGAGAUGCUUGAUUUGUUAGUAGGAAUGGCAGCCGAGAAAAAGAUCAAAGGUUUUGCCAUCAGUGAAACGGCUUUUGUGAUAUUUAUUAUCAUGGCAUCAAGGAGACUUGAAGCAGACAGAUUUUUCACGAGUGACUAUAACGAAGAUGUGUACACGAAGAAGGGAUUAGAAAGGGUGAACACAACAGAAAGUUUGAAAGAUGUGUUAGACCGACAUUACCCAGAGAUGACUGAUCGAUGGAUGAACUCAGCAAGUGCUUUUACCGUAUGGGAUGCUACACCGGAGCCUAAUAAUCCCGUACCGAUAUUUUUUCGUGUCCCUAAAUGAUUGUUUGCAUAUAUAUAAUUUUUUUUGUAUAUUCAAUGAAUUAUAUAACGUAUUUUCUUGUGUAUAAGAAUUGAAAGUUUAUUUAUUGUUUAGAAUGCUUCUUGUGGAGUGAAGUUAGGAAUCAUCAUUGACAUCAUUCCAUGUAUGUAUUUUAUGUAAUAAAAUAUUAUAUCGUA